Molecule: messenger RNA, 1726 nt
Organism: Durusdinium trenchii
Lineage: Eukaryota; Dinophyceae; Suessiales; Symbiodiniaceae
Source: the annotation of a GenBank genome assembly
AGCAACCUGGCACAAGCCACAAAGCUCGGAGUUGCCUCCUUCGCCCCAGUCACAAGUCGUCAUGGCAGAGUCGAAGGUCUUCGCUUUUGUUUUCGGCAUGGCCUCAGGUCACAUCAAUCCUUCCUUGCCCUUGGCUCGAAGGUUGGUGUCUCAAGGUCACAAGGUGCAUUAUCUGUCACGAGAACAGAUGAGGCCAGCCAUCGAGGAUACUGGGGCUACAUAUUGGUCCGAGAUUGAAGAAGAGCAUGAGCUCUAUCAUGGACGUGAGGUGGAUCUGAUGGGAGCCAUGUUGGCCUUGAAAAAGGAAGCUGGUGCUGAAUCGGAUCCCUUGAUGGUGGGCUUUAUGAAGGUGGGUCCCAAGUCCUUGGAGCUUCAACUUCCCGGAUGCAUCCGGUGGCUUCAAAAGAUCAAUCCCUCUGCGGUGGUUUAUUGCCCCAUGCUGAACCAAGAUGCUGGCUAUGCAUCGCAUGUUCUUCAACUUCCAAGUGUGGCACUCCUGACCACCGCAGGCCCAGGGAGCAUGGCCUUGGCUAUGCAAUUCUUCCUGGCAGGUCAAGAUCCCAAGGAGGUCGUGGAGCAGGCACGUGCCCAUGAGCCUGUGCUACAGAGCAUCCGCCACAUCAAAGAUACCUACGGCAUUGAACUGGAUAUCUUUAGUGGCUUGGAGACCUUCGGUUACCUUCCAAUCCUGAAAAAGGCGGAUCUGGUGAUGAUGACGACCACUGAAGAUCUUCAAGACCCAGCAUCACCAGAGCUCAUGGAACGCUAUGAGAAGGACGGUGUAAGCUUCGUGGGUGUUGGACCUUUGUUGGACCAGAAGGGUGCCAGACGUGCAGCUGGACACAAAUUUGAGCACGAAGCUUCAUCCAAGCCAUCCACGCAGAAGGUUGACAUUCUCAAGCAAGUGCAUGAGGCAAAAGAGGUAGGGCGCCCGGUGAUCUUUGCAUCCAUGGGAACCGUCAUCACAGGUGACAGUGAUGAUUUUGGGUGGAAUGUGAAGCCCCAACAGUCUUCUGGACGCCAGGGCCUGACGGGAAAGCAGCUGUGCCAAUCCGCCUUCAGCGCCGUUUUUGAUGCCUUUGGCGCAGAAAAGGUUGAUGCCAAGACGCCUUUGAUCGUGCUAGCCACGGGCCCUCAGCCAGAUGCCUUGGAGAACCUCCAGGUGCCUUCUAUUCUUGACCCAUUUUGGGCAGAACAGCUUCAUGAAAUCCUUGUCGUUGGGAGUUCCAAUGGUGGGUUGCCCUGGGGUCGCGGAUCAGCCUGCUAAUGCUCAGAAGGCUCAAGCCAUGGGCGUGGCAUUGCAGGUUGACCGACCUGUGCCCGUUGAUGGUGAAGAAGAAGCAGCCAUGGUGCAGUACCGCAAGGACGUGACUGAGGCCUUGAGGCGGGUCUUCGAUGAACCACAAUUCCGCCAGAGGGCAACUGAGGUGAGCCAAGGCAUUAGAGAGGCCGGUGGAGUCUCACGUGCAACUGAGAUUUUGUUGGACGUGGCCCACAUGGUGAAGUCAGGCCCGAGCUUGCCCAAGUUGUUGGGUCAUCACGAUGACCUAAGGAAGUCCAUGAAAGUGGCCUGCUGAGUGGCAAGCUCCGUUUUCGGCCCAAGAGAGGCCUCCUUUUAGGCGAGCUUGCUUUAGGAGUUCUCAUCGGAUUGAUGGGCUCAAGCUUGCUUGCCAAACACUGCGGGGAUAGUUGUGGUCCUUCUUGCUAGCUGACAUCGUUGCUCGAG